CGAUUUUAUUUUAGUUCACGUCCGAUCUUCGUGCUGUUCGUUUUCGUUUGUUGUGAUCCCUUUAGUGUUUUGAAGAUGAACUACGGUAACCCGAUGCACCAUCACAUGGGUGAUCCUGGCAUGAUGCAUUACGCGAUGUACGAAAAACCGAAGCAGAAAUUUUUCUUCAGGGUGCCGAGAGUUGUUCCAGAUCAAAAAUCCAAGUUUGAAAGUGAUGAACUAUUCAGGAGGUUGAGUAGAGAGAGUGAGGUCAGAUACACAGGAUGUCGAGAAAGGGGAAAGGAAGAAAGACAGAGCAAAUUUCAACGUGAACUUCAUGAAGGUCGCACUGAAGUUUCUUUCAUCACCAAUGGAAUGUCUAUCCAAUUAGCUUUCACACCACCAACUCAAGAAUAUAACAAGAAAGAUAAACAAUGUGAUUUCGAUAGAGAACCUGGAAAAGUUCACAUCAAAUCCUCCUUAAUAAUGAACGGCGUCUGCGUCAGAUGGAGGGGUUGGAUCGAUCUGGAGCGUCUCGACGGCAUCGGCUGCCUCGAAUAUGACGAAGAAUUGGGCGCUAAAGAAGAGGCCAGAAGAGAUAGCUACAUGAAGAUGAGAUGAAAAUUUCCGACUUGCCCUCAGUUUAUUUCGAUUUGAAAUAACUGCAUAUCUUCGCGUCGUCCAUUCCAAAACAACACAAGAAUAUUUUUGACAAAGGUUGCAUAUUAUAUCGCCGAUAAAACUAUUUUCUUUUUUACAUUUUUGUAGAUAUUGAAAAUAUUCUUGUCAAACCGAGUUGAAUCUAAUUGAUUUCAAGAUUUCAUUUGGCAAUAUAUUUUGAUUAUGUGAGUGUUAUGGUACUGAUAGUCUGUGAUAAACAAGUAUUGUUUUUUUAAUUUUGUACCGAUUGAAUAUGCUCUUUAUAGCCAUGUGUAUGACUGUAUGAGGAACUCUUGUUUCUUUUGUAAUAAUGUAAAUAUAUCUCGUGUAUGUGAUAUUUGAUUUAGUUAUGCUUCAAUUUAAUAAAUGUGAAAGUGUAAAAAAUCAUCCAUAAUUUUAAUGAAAAUUAAUGGUAAAAAUUGUUA
Messenger RNA from Harmonia axyridis, 1064 nucleotides. Its product is annotated as protein big brother-like. The transcript is spliced from 3 exons. The record is from RefSeq and is a predicted model, not a curated record. The coding region runs from base 76 to 600 and encodes 174 amino acids. Gene Ontology annotation, biological process: regulation of transcription by RNA polymerase II. Gene Ontology annotation, molecular function: transcription coactivator activity; sequence-specific DNA binding. NCBI's taxonomy places the organism in Eukaryota, Metazoa, Arthropoda, Insecta, Coleoptera, Coccinellidae. Gene Ontology annotation, cellular component: core-binding factor complex; nucleus.